Messenger RNA from Fusarium poae, 231 nucleotides. RefSeq lists its product as uncharacterized. The coding region runs from base 1 to 231 and encodes 76 amino acids. The record is from RefSeq and is a predicted model, not a curated record. Lineage: Eukaryota; Fungi; Ascomycota; Sordariomycetes; Hypocreales; Nectriaceae. The transcript has 2 exons.
AUGUACUCCCCCGCUAAACUCUUUGUUGCCGCCAUGGCCCUCACCACCUUUGCCUCAGCUAGCCCUGUCGCUGAGAAGAGCAACGCCCAGAGUCUCGAGGCUCGUGGUAGCUGCUUCGGAUACGCCAAUUAUGCCGCUUGUGCUUCUGCUCGUCGACGCUCUUGUCCUCACGGUGUCGGACAGAACCAGUGCUUCACUGCCGCUUCGCGUGCCUGCCAGGAGAACUGCUAA